Messenger RNA from Triticum aestivum (bread wheat), 762 nucleotides. Its product is annotated as subtilisin-like protease SBT3.9. Gene Ontology annotation, biological process: proteolysis. Gene Ontology annotation, molecular function: serine-type endopeptidase activity. The coding region runs from base 1 to 762 and encodes 253 amino acids. Lineage: Eukaryota; Viridiplantae; Streptophyta; Magnoliopsida; Poales; Poaceae. The record is from RefSeq and is a predicted model, not a curated record. The transcript has 4 exons.
AUGACUAAGAGAGCACGAAUAACUUGUGAAAUGUUACACAUCCAUUACUACUACACAUCAGUAAACUGUACCAGUCAGGAUCCGGUAGCAAAGGUUUCUGUAAGUCAAACAACAACUGGAAGUGGAUUUCCUGCUCCAAAGAUUGCAGCUUUCUCAUCAAGGGGUCCAAGCUCUGUCUAUCCUGCAGUGCUCAAGCCUGACAUUACUGCACCGGGGGUGAAUAUUUUAGCAGCAGCGCCACAGGUUGGUAUUUACAAGGAACUGGGGCUCUACUUCUUCGAUUCAGGGACAUCGAUGGCUUGCCCACAUGUAUCCAGCAUUAUAGCUGUGCUCAAGUCACUCCAUCCAGACUGGUCACCUGCUGCUUUCAAAUCAGCACUAAUGACAACCGAUACAAACAGUAGUUGUAUAGCAACCCAGAAAUCUUUGUUUGACCUGAAUCUCCCAUCAAUCGCCAUCCCAAAUCUCAAGUCAUCGGAAACGGUAUCAAGGACUGUCACCAAUGUGGGCCAAGCUGAUGCAGUGUAUAAAGCAUUUGUUGAGCCCUCUGCUGGAGUUGAUAUGCUGGUCAAACCUAUGGUGUUGGUGUUUGGCAAGGAUACAAGCUCACAGUCUUUCAAGGUGAGCUUCAAGGCAACACAAAAGAUCCAAGGCGAUUACUCAUUUGGUAAUUUGGUGUGGCACGAUGGAGGCAGCCAUUGGGUCCGAAUCCCGAUAGCGGUUCGUGUUGUUAUCGGUGAUCUCUAUUCAACCGUCUCCUAA